This is a messenger RNA of Toxoplasma gondii ME49, 1373 nucleotides long. RefSeq lists its product as hypothetical. The coding region runs from base 514 to 843 and encodes 109 amino acids. The transcript is spliced from 5 exons. Lineage: Eukaryota; Apicomplexa; Conoidasida; Eucoccidiorida; Sarcocystidae. The record is from RefSeq and is a predicted model, not a curated record.
AAGGCAAAUCUUUCAGCUGUCGCAAAUAGAACGGGAGCUGGCAGCCAUCAUGCAUCAGCAAAGAAGAUGCAGCGGCAAGCGUUCGUCCGACACGCACGCAUGCCUAUAGUUCAUUCAUUUCUUGUGGACUUGUCGCUGAGCCAACAACUUACCGUGUCCACAUCUGUUCCUCCACUGUUGGUGUUUGUUCACGGGGCACUCGCAGUGCCAUUGUUGGACGUCGAGGUGGUGAACGCGCUGUGACGCUCAUCUUACAGAAGGGCAUUACCGUCAAGGGCCGCUCAGGGUUCUGUGAUUGAGUUCCCGUUGCAACGUCUCGGGCGGUCUCCUCUACCCACCCACGCAGAGUGUGUCUCUCUUCUUCCGCGCUCGGAUGGAUUGCGACGCAUAAGCUGAAGAAGGUUGCUCUGCACCUCACAUGAGCUGUGUGGCCUGCUACCCAUUUCUUCUUCGACUCGUCGACGGAAACAGAGAGGCGACACCGCUUCUCGCCACUCAGCACUGCAAUCUGAGAUGAACUGUCCAAACCUGCCAGCACCCGAGGAGUUCCUUGUUCCCGUCUUCUCGGCCGGCCCACCUGUCGGAAAAAACUGCUUUCACUGCGGCAUCCGUCUGCGUAGGGGGCACUCGUCACCGACUUAUUCGUUUCCACCAUACUGCGUCACCAUGUCGUACGGAAAUGGAACCGUGUUGAUGCCCAUUGUGCGCCGCGUUUUCAUUGGCGCUCUGGUCGGCAUCUACGCGUACGCAGCGACCGAUGUCGUUCUGAUCCCUGGCUACGCUCAGCUCAUGCAAAAAUGGAAAAAGGGUUCUUCGACACCAGCACACGGAGGUGGACACUAGAUGCAGCGAGAAAGUGGAUGCUUUCACAAGAAUGCUACACUUCCCAAUUCGGAUAUUAGGGCCGCGAUAGGCGGCGAAGACCCUACGAAGCUGUUGUGAUUGAGCCGAGACCGAGUGCUUUUCGUCAUGCAAGCCGGGAGGCCUUUCUAGCAACUUACCUUUGAAGCCAUGGGCUGUGUUAUUGGGUUAAGCAGUUGUUUGUUUGGACUGUAAGCCACCGAUUUCAACCCAUUAAUCUGGUCCGCUGUGCCGUCCAUGAUCAAAUUGCUUCAACGAGCACGUUGCUAUCCUCAUGAACUGGUGCGUUGUCCUGUCCAGCGGGAUGCCCAUCAGACAUCUGUGCUUCGUAGAAUCUUGCUGAUGUUCCGCACUUGGCCCCUUCACUCGACUGAAUGCGUGACCCCAUGUGUGUAGUCAAGCUCAGAUGACGCAAUGAGACGCCACUCAAAGAUAACUGCGGGCUCCAUGGAAAGACAAUUCUCUCUGCAGACAGCGUGAAGAACUUCUCGUGUAGCGCUAAUGCCGCAAUA